Molecule: messenger RNA, 975 nt
Organism: Spizellomyces punctatus DAOM BR117
Lineage: Eukaryota; Fungi; Chytridiomycota; Chytridiomycetes; Spizellomycetales; Spizellomycetaceae
Exons: 5
Coding region: 18-437 (139 amino acids)
Biological process (GO): box C/D snoRNP assembly; snoRNA localization; maturation of LSU-rRNA from tricistronic rRNA transcript (SSU-rRNA, 5.8S rRNA, LSU-rRNA)
Cellular component (GO): nucleus; pre-snoRNP complex
Molecular function (GO): protein binding
Source: RefSeq, a predicted model, not a curated record
GAAAGUAAUCUAUAACAAUGUCCGUGAUCCAUGGCAAGGCAGCCUGCCAAGUCUGCAAAGAGCAGGCUGCAAAAUACAAGUGUUCAACUUGCAUCCUGCCAUAUUGCUCUUUGGCAUGUUACAAAAAACAUAAAGAAACACCAUGCUCCCCUCCGAUUUCUGAAGAAAGUCCUAAAGAAAAGCCCGUAAGUGCGCCCCUGAAAGAUAUGGAUGAGGAAGGCAGUCUGCUGACGGAUGAGCAGCUGGGAAGAUUAGGAGCGUCCAAGGAUAUCAGUGAUAUACUCUCAAACGUGGAUUUACAGAAGAUUCUAAAAGAGCUUGAUUCGGCGCAGGACCCAGAGAAGGCAUUAGACCAGGCAAUGGAGCAAAUACCUAUAUUUCGAGAGUUUGCCGAAAAGGCAAUUGAAACCGUUGCCGGACCGCGAACCCCGGAGUAGGAUGCGCCAGUUGCACUGACCGCCGGGACUUUCAAAUGGGCUGGAUCUUAUGCUUGACUUGUAUAUCGCUGCGGAAGUUGAGUCGAGGUUGUAACUCCGAAAUGAAUGGGCGGACAAAACGCUGUCCGCCGACUUGGAGAAUAUUUGACGAGAACGCCAAAAUUACAAUCGUGGAUAUAGAGGUGAAUAUGCUUCUCGACACCCUCAGCACGCUGCACAUCAGUCGAUAAAAGGGCCUGUUGCGCAAGAAGGUGGUGGCUCGGAAGUCUUUCUCCCGUCUGGCCGUUACGAUAGAUAAUCACUUGCAAGCUAUAUACCAUGGAGAAAGGUAGUAGUAUCGACAGUUUCCGUGGUGAUCAGCUAUUGGAAACUAUUUCGAGGGGGUGGACUUUUUACAAAAUAUAUCUGGAGUUUCAUGCGAUUGUAGGAUGGAGCUUCAAUAAUGUACUUAAAUGUAGACGAGCAAGACUAAGUUAUGCAAGUAAAUAUACAAAAUGUAAUACAAAGCAUCAAUAACGACGAUCAGUCAUCAGCCACA